This is a messenger RNA of Balaenoptera ricei (Rice's whale), 3412 nucleotides long. It is a transcript of the gene ARMCX3, whose product is annotated as armadillo repeat containing X-linked 3. Gene Ontology annotation, molecular function: protein binding. The record is from RefSeq and is a predicted model, not a curated record. The coding region runs from base 503 to 1642 and encodes 379 amino acids. Lineage: Eukaryota; Metazoa; Chordata; Mammalia; Artiodactyla; Balaenopteridae. Gene Ontology annotation, cellular component: mitochondrion. The transcript is spliced from 5 exons.
GCUGACGUGUGCAGAAGUCCUUCUUGUUCUGGUCGUUGUUCCCGUCUGAGUACCAGCUCCCCAUUGCCCUGAGGGCGAGCGGGCCUGCAGCAGAGGCAAGAAGGAGGAGGAGGAGAAGGAAAUUGUCCCGGAUCCCUGCAGUCUUUCCGUAGGUUGCGGCACUACGCCAGGCUAGAGAAGAGGAAGGAAAUUAACCCCGAUCGGUGAAGGUCGAUUUGAGGGUCUGCUGUAGCAGGUGGCACCACUUGAAGCGAGGGAGGAAGUUUCCUCAGAUCAGUAGAGAUUGCAAGGGUUGUUAGGCGUGGCACACCUCCAGGGGAGGGAAGAAGGGGCAAACUGCCUGUCUGAAGGAGGUCCACCUCCAGAAUCAGCUGUUGUGGCCUUGAAGUGGCUGAAGACAAUCAUCCUCCAAAGGCCGGCACCCAGGCCAGGCCCAUAGCCCUCCUCCCCCAGCCUGUGACUGCUCUGUUCCUUGGUCCCUGAUAUCGUCAGGGACGAUUGCAUGGGCUACGCCAGGAAAGUAGGCUGGGUGACUGCAGGACUGGUGAUUGGGGCUGGCGCCUGCUAUUGCAUUUAUAGACUGACCAGGGGAAGAAAACAGAACAAGGAGAAAAUGGCUGAGGGCGGAUCUGGGGACGUGGAUGAUGUUGGGGACUGUCCUGGGGCCAGGUACAAUGACUGGUCUGAUGAUGAUGAUGACAACAGUGAGAACAAAGGUAUAGUAUGGUACCCACCUUGGGCCCGGAUUGGGACUGAGGCUGGGACCAGAGCUAGGGCCAGGGCAAGGGCCAGGGCUACCCGGGCUCGUCGGGCCGUGCAGAAAAGGGCUUCCCCCAAUUCAGAUGAUACUAUUUUGUCCCCUCAAGAGUUGCAAAAAGUUCUUUGCUUGGUUGAGAUGUCUGAAAAGCCUUAUAUUCUCGAAGCAGCUUUAAUUGCCCUGGGUAACAAUGCUGCUUACGCAUUUAACAGAGAUAUUAUUCGUGAUCUGGGUGGUCUCCCAAUUGUUGCAAAGAUUCUCAAUACUCGGGAUCCCAUAGUUAAGGAAAAGGCUUUAAUUGUCCUAAAUAACUUGAGUGUGAAUGCUGAAAAUCAGCGCAGGCUUAAGAUAUACAUGAAUCAAGUGUGUGAUGACACAAUCACUUCUCGCUUGAACUCAUCUGUGCAGCUGGCGGGACUAAGAUUGCUUACGAACAUGACUGUUACUAAUGAGUAUCAGCACAUGCUUGCUAAUUCCAUUUCAGACUUUUUUCGUUUAUUUUCAGCAGGAAAUGAAGAAACCAAAUUUCAGGUUUUGAAACUCCUUUUGAAUUUGGCUGAAAAUCCAGCCAUGACUAGAGAACUGCUCAGGGCCCAAGUACCAUCUUCACUGGGUUCCCUGUUUAAUAAGAAGGAGAACAAAGAGGUGAUUCUUAAACUUCUGGUCAUAUUUGAGAACAUAAAUGACAAUUUUAAAUGGGAGGAAAAUGAACCUACUCAGAAUCAAUUCAGCGAAGGUUCACUUUUUUUCUUUUUAAAAGAAUUUCAAGUGUGUGCUGAUAAGAUUCUGGGGAUAGAAAGCCAUCAUGAUUUUUUGGUGAAAGUAAAAGUUGGAAAAUUCAUGGCCAAACUGGCUGAGCAUAUGUUCCCAAAGAGCCAGGAAUAACUUCUUGAUUUUGUAGUUUAGAAGCAACACACACUGUAAACUAUUCCUUUUCUCCACCUUGUUUAUAUGGUAAAGGAAUCCUUUCAGCUGCCAAUUUUGAGUAAUGAAUAUCAUAUUGUAUCAUCAACGCUGAUAUUUAUCUGAGUUGGUCUUCAGGUCUAAGCUGGAUGAAUGAAUAUCACUACCUGUUCUGAAAACAAGUUUGUUGCUUUUUAUCUCACUGCCUAGAUUGAAAUAUUUUUACUAUUUCUUCUGCAUAAGUGACAGUGAACCAAUUCAUCAUAAAUAAGCUCCCUCCUGUCAUGGGCAUUGACUUAAUUUGUGUAUCAUCAAUAAAGUUGUGUGUUAAUGCUGGAAAAAAAAAGAAAGAAGAAAAAGAAACCAUCCUUGUCUUUUGGUUUAUAAUCUAGUUGGAGAGAUAAGAAACAUACAAACAAAAAGAUAACAGAAUAUCUCAAGCAUAUAUUCAUUGUCAAAUAUGUGCGUUCAGAGCACAGAGGAAGCAAAGGUUUCUGUGGGAUACAAUAGUCAGCUACAGAUUUAUGGAGGAAGUGGCCAUUUAAAAUGAGUCCUCUAUGGGAUAGGUAGUUAAGGCAUUCCGUAUGAUGGGAGUGACGGGGGACUGGUGUGAGAAAGGCAUGGAGGCAGGAACUCUUCUUGUGACAGUAAGCGGGAGACUAGUCUGCUUAGAGUGGAGAGUGUAAGGAUGGGAACUAAAUAAAUUUGGAAAGCUGGCUGAAGCCAGUUUGUGGAGAACUGUUUGAAUAUUAUCCCACUGAACGCUGAGAGCCAGUAAAUAAUUUUGACUAGAAAGAAUAAUUGGAAUUCAUAUAAAAGUUCCUCUCUCACCCACUGUGCAGUGUGCUUGAGGAUGUGGCAAAAUGGAUCCUUUCAAACCCUGGUGGCAGGAAUGAGCUUACACUGGCACAAGGUUUGUGGAGGGCCAUUUUGUAAUACAUAUCAUAAGCCUUAAAAUAGGUAAACCCUUUGUCCUAAGGAAAUAAUUGAUUCAUUGGCCAAAAACUGUAUGUACAAGGCUGUUCAUCCCAGCAAUGUGUGAAAUAGUAAAAACUGGAAACAACUUAAACAAUUUAGCACACUGGAUUGGUUAAAUAAAUUAAGGACUAUUCACACGGUAUAAGAUAAAUAUGUCACUUGCAAUCCAUAUUGCCAGGGAACGAUAUUCAUCAUGCAUUGUUAAGUGAGAAAGGUAGAUUAGAUAGCAGUAUUCAUAGUAUGAUUCCAUUUUUUUGAGAAUAUAAGACGUUUAAGUAGACACUAAAAACUCUGGAAUUACAGACACCCAAAUAGUAACAGUGGUUAUCUUUGGGUGGAAGGAUAGAGUAAUCUUUAACUUUUUACUUUUUAUUCAUCUAUGUGUUCUUAUUUAUCUAAAACAAAUACUGAUUUUUUCAAAAAUUUUUGAAAAAGAAAAGUGUUGGGAAUGGAGCAGGUGAUUGAUUGGAGCAUGUACUGAGUGGAAAAAAUGUUUAGAUUAAACAUGAGGUGGGUUGAAGUUUUCUCUCUGAAAUAAUAGAUGAGUGCUGAAGAUGGGGCUCGUUGUGAGGAUUAAAUGAAGUAAUACAUGGGAAAUACUUAGAAUGUUCUGGCACAUAGCAGUUAAUUAAGAAAAGUGAGCACGCUUAAUUCCCUGGAAUUCAAGGUUGAUAGCUUUUUUGGUUGACCUUUGUUUCGCUGGGGGCAUUCUGCCACGUGUCAGCAUCAUUUAAUAAAUAAUAACAACAAUAAAGUUUAGCACUUAUUAAGUGA